This is a messenger RNA of Artibeus jamaicensis (Jamaican fruit-eating bat), 5521 nucleotides long. Its product is annotated as zinc finger protein 93-like. NCBI's taxonomy places the organism in Eukaryota, Metazoa, Chordata, Mammalia, Chiroptera, Phyllostomidae. The record is from RefSeq and is a predicted model, not a curated record. Gene Ontology annotation, biological process: regulation of immune system process; regulation of cytokine production; negative regulation of transcription by RNA polymerase II. The coding region runs from base 1209 to 3209 and encodes 666 amino acids. The transcript is spliced from 7 exons.
AUUCUCGCCUCCUCUUUGCUGGAAGGGUCGGCCCAGGACACGCCCCUGACCCCGCCUUUCAGGCCGCGCGCACCCGCAGAUGCUUACAGACCCGGAAGUGGCUGUGGCGUGUGGAAGGGUACGCUGGCCUUUCUGGUUUCAGUAUUGCUGGUGUAAACCUGAUCAUCUAAGUCCACAUUUCUAUACCGAUAAAGCCUGAGAGACGCUACAGGUGUUGAAAUCCCCGAACGUGCACUUCCUACAGCGGAGUGACCUGCCCCACGCGGGAAGGAGUUUUGAGGAAGCGGUGCCGGCGAAGGGGCGGCCAGGAAAGCGGCGGAACGAACCGGUGCGGGGAUCUGAAGACGGAAUGAGAGAGACGGACACAUGAGGGGGAGAAGAUGUCGUUAAUCAUCAUUGGCUUCUGACACAAGCUUUGUGACAUCUCAUAUAAUGAGCUCGUACUGUUCUUAAAUGUGAAGUAGUCUCAACUUUUUAAAAACUUUAACUUUAGAAGUCAUCACACUAAAAACAAAACCCAAAUCGUUUUCCAUGUUAAACAUGUGUCUAAUUUAGAUUCUGAGCCCUGCACCCUUUCUUCUGUUUAUCACAUGUUGCAACACCCAUUGGUACUUACUGAAUAGUAUCAGGCUAUUGCACUGUGUACGUGGUAAGCAUGUCAAUGGUCUUAAUAGUCAGAACCUAGUUUCAUGAGUUUGUCUGAUGUUUUGUAGCCUUUUCCUUCCCUUUAUGUGAUUUGUUGAAUUAGUGACUGUGAGCCACAAAGGAGCUGUCCCCACUUACUCAUUUUCUAUAAAUAUUGAAGAAUAGACUGGAACAACCUGGAACUUGGUCCCACAGAGCUCAUCUAUUCAUGGUAAAGUGAUUUGAUCAGCAUAUCUCCAUAGUUAACCUUUUUUCAAAUUGUUCGGCAUCAAAAUCCAUGUUCAUCAUUUUAUAUUUUUUAAAUAAAAUGUUACGAUUUUCUGGAGGAAGGAAAUGCUUGUGCCUCUUCAUGUAACCUGGCGACAAACAACUCUGUGAUGGGAGGACUGUUAUCAGCAUCUUUUGUACAGAUAAGGAAACUGAGGCACAAAAGUGAAAGGUACAGAUAUUGUAACCUCCUAAAGUCAGAUCUUUGUUUUGUGAUUAUGAGUUGUGUGACUUUUUGGCAAAUUAUUUACCUCUCUGUGCCUUGAUUUCAGUGCCCCUUUGAAAAGGGGAUAAUAAUGUCAUCUGCUUCUCAAGCAAGUGAAUUUGUAGAAAGCCUGGGCAUUAAGACCUGUGUCACUGAGAGAUCAUUGACCUUCAGGGAUGUGGCUGUAGAUUUCUCUUGGGAGGAGUGGGAAUGCCUGGACCCAGCUCAGCAGAAAUUGUACAUGGAUGUGAUGAUGGAGAACUACAGGAACCUGGUCUCCCUGGGUCUUGUUGUCUCUAAGCCAGUCCUGGUCACCUUUUUGGAGAAAAUAAAGGAGCACUGGGAUGUGAAGGGAAAAAAGACGUGUGCCUACCCAGCUAUGUCAUCUGAAGACAACCAGGCCUUGUUACAAAAGCCAGGAAUAGAAGAUUUAUUCUCUAAAAUAAUACUGAGUACGUAUAAUGGAGCCAGAAGUUAUCAGUUCAAUGAACAUUGGAAACACUUUAACCAAGAGUCCAAUCCUAAUAAACAUCAGAAAAUUCAGCUUCCAGAGAACCAUUGUAAAGUCUUUGACCAAAAGUCAAAUCACAAUACUCAUCAGAUUAUUUCUAUUGUAGUAGAAAAGACAAGCAAACAAAGUAAAUACAUCAAAUCUUUGAAGCAAUCUUCAAAUCAUACUGAAGACAAUAUUCAUCCUGGGGAUGAAGCUUACAAAUGUAAUCAGUAUGGGAGAAUCUUCAGUAAAAUAUUCAAUCUAAAUAGACAUAAGAAAAGCUAUACUAGUGGUAAACUUUACAAGUGUAAAGAAUGUGGUAAAACAUUUAAUUGGCCUUCGGGUCUUACAAUACAUCAGAUAAUUCAUACUGGGGAGAAGCCUUACAAAUGCAGGGAAUGUGGCAAAGACUUUUGCCCAUCUUCCAAACUUACUAAAUAUCAGAGAAUUCAAACCAGAGCAAAGUCUUACAAAUGUUUAGAAUGUGGCAAAACCUUUAUCUGCUACUCAGAGCUUACUAAACAUCAGAGAAUACACAUAGGAAAGAAACCAUACAAAUGCAGAGAAUGUAGCAAAGCCUCUAUCCAGUCUCCAGACUUUACUGGACAUCAGAGAAUUCAUACUGGAGAGAAGCUUUAUAAAUAUGGAGAAUGUGGCAAAACUUUUAGCCAGCGUUCAGCACUUACUCAGCAUAAAAAAUUUCAUACUAGAAAGAAGCCUUAUAAAUGCAGAGAACAUGGCAAAGGUUUCAGCCAGUCCUCAACCCUUACUGACCAUCAGAGAAACCAUACUGGACAAAAGCCUUACAAAUGUGGGCAAUGUGGCAAAGCCUUUAAAUGCUCCUCAAAACUUACUCAUCAUCAGAUUAUUCAUAGUGGAGAGAAACCUUACAGAUGUAAGGAGUGUGGAAAAUCCUUUUUGUGGUAUUCAUACCUUACUAAACAUCAAAUAUCGCAUUCUCGAGAGAAGCCUUACAAAUGUAGAGAAUGUGGGAAAGACUUCAAGUGGCAUUCAUAUCUCACUGAACAUGAGAGAAGAGUUCAUACUGGGGAGAAACGUUACAAAUGUAGACAAUGUGGUAGAUCCUUUAUCUAUCACUCAGAACUUACUCACCAUCAAAAAAUUCAUAUUGGAGAGAAGCCUUAUAUAUGUAGUGUAUGUGCCAAAGCCUUUAAUCAGCAGUGGUGUCUUAUUCGACAUGAGAAAAUUCAUACUGGAGAGAAACCUUACAAAUGUAUAGAAUGUGGCAAAGCCUUUAGUGCAUCCUCAACCCUUUCUGAACAUCAGAGAAUUCAUACUGGAGAGAAGCCUUUUAAGUGUAGAAAAUGUGCCAAAGCCUUUAAUCAGCGGUGGUGUCUUACUCGACAUGAAAGAAUUCAUACUGGAGAGAAACCUUACAAAUGUACAGAAUGUGGCAAAGCCUUUAGAGCUUCCUCAACCCUUACAGAACAUCACAGAAUUCAUACUGGAGAGAAGCCUUAUAAAUGUAGAGAAUGCGACAAAACCUUUACCCAGCGUUCCAAACUUACUGUACAUCAGAGAGUUCAUACUGGAGAAAAACCUUACAGUUGUAAGGAGUGUGGUAAAACCUUUGCUUGAGAAUGAAUCUUACUAAAAAUUAGAAAUUCAUUCUUGACAGAAGCCUUACAAAUAUAAAGAAUGCGGCAAACCCUUUAAUUACCACUGGCCUCUUACACAACACCAGAGAAUUUACACACUGUAUGUGCCAGAGCCUUUAAUCAGCAGUGGAAUCUUACCUAGCAAGAGUGAAUUCAUACUGGAGAGAAACCUUACAAAUAUAGAGAAUGUGGCAAAGCCUUUAACCUGUGCUCAAAACUUGUUUAACAUUGCAGAAUUUGUACUGGAGAGUAAUAAUAAUAAUAAUGUAAAUAAUUUGGCAAAAUAUUUAACCUUUGUUCAAGCCUCACUGAGCAUCAGAAAAAUAAGCCUUAUAAAUAUAACACAUGCUCCCAAGUCUUUAUCCUCAUAGUUUUCUCAAUAUUUGAUCAUUAAUACUGCAUAAAAGACUAACAAAUAAAAAUGAUGUGGCCAAAGCUUUACCCGGGAUGCAGACCUUACUAAACAUCAGAAUUCACACUAAAGAAAAAUAAUACAAUUGUGAAGGUGAAAAGACUUUAUUCAGCAUUCGUAACUUACUCAACACAUGAAAAUUCAUACUAGAGAGAAACAUUAAAAGUAAAGAAUGUGGAACACCUUAUGGCUGGACUUACAACCUUGCUCAAUAUCAGGGAUUGCACAUUGGGGAAGAAUUCUAUAUUAAUAAUAAAAGAUGAAAGACUUGUCCACAUUAUACACUUCACAAAAGCCCAAACAACUUAGGCCUUAAAGUGACUUGAAAGAUGUAAAUAAUUUGUGGAAGUUUGUAAUUGAAUAGGAAUUUUUAAAAUCCCACUGAAUUCACAGAAGGAAGGUCAACAAUAGGUUUUAGGUAUUACUGUAAAUCAGAAUACUUAUACAGAAUAAUCCAAUUUUUAAAGACUCAGAUAAGGACUUUUAUUUGCUUCAGAGUAUCAAGGGGAUGGGUGUUUCUAUAUGUAUAAUUACUUACAGUAUAUUCUAUUUUAUAUUGACAGUAUAUUAGAUAUUUUGAAAAGAAGUAUUUAUGUGAUUCCACUUUCAUAAUGUUACUAUGUUUUUAUUCCUAGUGUGUAUGAUGAGUUUGAGUGUUGUUUUACAGAUCUGUGAACUCUUGUAUAUUAGGUGAGUUUCACUCAUAUCUCCUUUUCUAUGAAAGAUUGAAGACAUAAUGCACAAUGUAUGAAAAAAUCUAAAUGGAGAUGUUGUUUGUGGUUGAACUUAGAACAUUGUAUGUCACCACGAAGAGCAUCUUUUUUGCAUCGGUGUGAGACUGUGGAGCAUUAUGAAUUUUAAGUUCUUUUUCCAGUAACUCUUUCAGGAAAAUAUGGUGGCAGUUUAUUAAAACCCUGAUGUAUCUUCAUAGUAGCCAUAGACAGAUGUGACGAUGUAGUUGAGAUAAAAAAGUGAUCAGGGAUAUCUGAAAAGGUAUAGACAACUCAUUUCUUUUUUUAACUAUUCACCCAAGGAUAAGUUUAUUAAUUUUACAGACAGAAGAAAAGAGGGGAGAGAGAGAAUAUCGAUUGACUUCUAAAAGCAUAAAAUUAUUGUUUCAAUGUUUGCUAAAUAACUAACCUCCAUUCUGAAAACCAUGAAAGUACAGCUGUCAGAUUACUAUAUAGUAAGAUCCAAUCAAAAGACAGAGGGUAGCUGAAGGGAUAGAACAAGACCUAUAGAUAUGCUGUCCACAAGAGACCUACCUCAGAUCAGAGUGAAAGUAAUGACAUGGAAACAGUUCAUCUCUACCCCUGGGCUCUGAAGAACCUACUCUGUAGAAUAUUUUGCUCUAGUGAGCCAUCUAAAUUAUGAACCGUGAACAUACAAUAGACAUAAAGAAUAAUCAUGCUCAUAGUUAGCUGUGCCAUGGUAAAGGUGACUUAAUGGAGUCAACAUGUAAACAGUAUUUAGAUACCCAGAAACUUCUUUUGGCAGGUGCUCAUGCAGGUUAGAGCAGGCCUGAUGGGUAAUUCAAGUAAAGAUGCUUUGCUUUUAUCUGAACCACUCAAUAGAUGACUGCUUUACUUUCUUUUUAAAAUUUGGAAAUCCAGUGUUAAAAAAAAAAGAACUGUGCUGCCCUGUCCAGUGUGGCUCUGUUGACUGGUCAUUGUCUGGAAAAGCUAACAGUCACCAGUUCAAUUCCUGGUCAGGGAACAUGUCUCAGUUGCAGGCGGUCUCUGGUCUGUCAGGGUACGUGGAAGAAGCAACCAAUUGAUGUUUCUUUGUCACACUGGUGUUUCUCUCCCUCUCUUUUGGCCUCCCUUCCCUUUCCCAGAAAAUAAGUAAAAUAUAAUCUUAAAUAAAAUGAAAUAAAAAUA